AAACAACAGAUCCGACAAUGCCUAAGCAAAUCCACGAGAUCAAGGACUUCCUUCUGACAGCAAGAAGGAAAGAUGCUCGGUCUGUGAAGAUUAAGAGAAGCAAAGACAUUGUCAAGUUCAAGGUCAGAUGCUCCAAGUACCUCUACACUCUCUGCGUCUUUGACCAAGAGAAAGCCGACAAGCUUAAGCAGUCUCUUCCUCCAGGUUUGAGUGUACAAGACCUCUGAAGAUGAAGCCUUGGUGAUAAUAUGACUCUUUGUGCCAUUUUAUAUUUUUCUUAGAAGAGUAUGUUUUGUGUCGUUCAAUUAUGCCUAGACUUUUCCAAAUACUGUUUGUGGAUUGAUACAGUUUUUAUCAUCAGUGAAGGUUUUGCUCUGGAUUCAAAUUUUAGUUUCAGAAUCUAGUAGUACCUCAUAAUCUCUUCAAAAACUCAAUCUCUAUAACAUUAUUUGAGAAGUCAGUUU
Messenger RNA from Eruca vesicaria subsp. sativa (arugula), 464 nucleotides. Lineage: Eukaryota; Viridiplantae; Streptophyta; Magnoliopsida; Brassicales; Brassicaceae. The record is from the annotation of a GenBank genome assembly.